Molecule: messenger RNA, 774 nt
Organism: Oreochromis niloticus (Nile tilapia)
Lineage: Eukaryota; Metazoa; Chordata; Actinopteri; Cichliformes; Cichlidae
Product: claudin-like protein ZF-A89
Exons: 1
Coding region: 74-706 (210 amino acids)
Cellular component (GO): bicellular tight junction; membrane
Molecular function (GO): structural molecule activity
Source: RefSeq, a predicted model, not a curated record
CUGGAGUCAUGUGUCUUGUUGUGUUUCCAGUUGAUUCUUCCUCACAGCUCCUUGUUGCACCAGAAGUGACAUUAUGGCAUCUGCAGGGCUUCAGAUCUUGGGUAUCUUUUUGGCAGUGAUUGGCUUUUUUGGAGACAUAAUUACCUGUGCUCUGCCGUUGUGGAAGGUGUCUGCUUUCAUUGGAAACAACAUCGUGACAGCACAGGUUUUCUGGGAGGGCCUCUGGAUGAAUUGUGUGAUGCAGAGCACUGGCCAGAUGCAGUGCAAGGUCUACGAUUCCAUGCUCGCUCUUCCUCAAGACCUGCAGGCAGCCCGCGCUCUGGUUGUGAUCUCCAUCUUGCUCAGCCUAAUGGGACUCCUGCUUGCCAUCGCAGGUGGAAAGUGCACCAACUGCAUUGAAGAGGAGACUGCCAAGAGUAAGGUGGCCAUUGCUGCAGGUGUGGUGUUCAUUGUUGGUGGCAUCCUGUGCCUCAUCCCUGUAUCCUGGUCUGCUAAUGAGGUCAUCAGGAACUUCUACAACCCUAUUAUGUCUGACGGACAGAGGAGAGAGCUUGGAGCAUCGCUGUUCAUUGGCUGGGCUUCAUCUGGACUUCUGAUCAUCGGAGGUGCACUCCUUUGUUGUCAGUGCAAGCAGCCUAAAGAUGGUGGAUACUCUGUCAAAUACUCCGCUCCACGCUCUGCAACAGGUGGUGGAGCAUAUGUUUAAAUGUCUGCAAGAGGUUGGAAUGGCUGUAGACUGUCACCCUCAAGAGAAAUGGACUGGGCUCUUUAUUU